UUGAAAGAGCUCAAUAAAUAGGCAGAGACAGGGGAAAACCUCAACAUUAAAACCUGAGCAUUCACAGAAAGAAGGAAAUGAAACAGUCUGGCUGCAAAAUGGCAGAAAUUCAGAAGUUACUUCAAGAUAUCCCAGCAGAUAAACAAGUUUUGGUGGAAAACUACACAAAACUCCAGCAAGUAGCAGAACACUGUGAAAAUAACUAUGUAGAGUCUCAAGACAAGGCUCAAGCUCUUCAGGAGACCAAGGCCUAUGCCACCCAAUCUCUUGCAGGUGUGGUGUAUCAAAUCAAUACACUGGCUGAGAAGGUGCUCAGACUACUUGACUUACAGGCUUCUGAAAUCUCCCAGAUGGAAUCUUCUAUCAACUGCAUAUCUCAGAGGGUGGAAAUGCACAAGGAAAAGGUAGCUCGCCGAGAGAUUGGAACAUUUACUACUAUUAAAACCACACCAAAGAUUAACAAAAUUAUACCUCCUUCAAAUCCUAUACAACGUGUAAAGUACACUAGGAAACCUAUUGUUUACAUGCUUCUGGAUGACAUUGGCCAUGGGGUUAAGGAAAGCAGUAAUAAUUCAAGACUGGGAACUCUAACACGUAAGAAUAGACAAGGAAGUAUACCAACGUGCCCAACUGUACCUUCUCAAGGAACGAUUGGAAGACGCGGUAAGGUCCCCGCAGUAGUUCAGCCUCCCGUUGCCCCAAGUGCAUACAACAGUCCUGUGACUUGCUCUCCAUCACCAGAUGGAUCUCAGAUGCUAGGGAGUGAUCCAAGUAGAAACAGGUGUAGCUCCAGAGCCAGUGAGGUGGGAGUGCUUCCUCCUCCACCAGCACCACCCUCCACACCAGCCCCACCUGCCCCAGGAAUAUAUGAACCAGAUGGACUUGGCUUCCCGAGCAAACCAGUUCUGUCCUCAAUGGGACUGCCCCCUCCUGCUCCUCCACCUGAGGUUCUCAUUGAGGACUCUCUCCCUCCUCCUCCCCCCUUAAUAUCUGAUGCUCCUUCAUCAGCCUGUCAGCACCAUCUUACGUGGCAGGGCCCUCGGCAAGGCCAUAAUGUGGCAGCUUCUGCAAGCCUCAGGUGCAGGCACUCUUCAAGCUUUCCUUCUAUACGGUAUCCAUUUGUAAAUGGUACUCCUCUCUCCUCCCCACUCUCACUCUGCUCCCCAGAACCUGUCCUUUCUCCUUUAUUGCCGUCUAUUCCACAGAUCCCCCUGACUGGCUUUGUUGCACGCUUUCAGGAGAAUAUCACUGAGUGUCCACCCCCACCUCCUCCUCCUGACUACAUGCUUGACUUCGAAGAAUGUCCACCCCCACCUCCUCCUAUAGACUACUUAGAUGACCAUCACUUGAUACCACCCAACUACAUCGAGAAAGUUGUUGCACUCUUUGCCUACAAAAAGAGCUGUGAAGAAGAUUUGACGUUUGAAGAAGGAGAAAUUAUCUAUGUCAUCAAAAAGAAUGAAAAUGGAUGGUAUGAAGGUGUCAUCAAUGGUAUAACUGGUUACUUUCCUGCAAACUAUGUACAAUUGAUCAACUAACACAAUGAGCCACAGGAAGGCCUUGUAAGAAUCACCAGCAAUUGGUGGAAUUAGUCAUGUAAAACAAUCCAUCUGUUUAGUUUAUCCAUGUAAACUUUCCCCUAGAAGGAGCAUUAGUGUUCUUUAUAUUUUAUGGGCAAGGUUGAUGCCUCUUAUAUUUUUUAGCUGACUGAUGUCUAUAAAUUACAAAUGCCACUUAGCACAAUGAAGCUUGUUUGCUUGCUGUUCCAUUCUCAAUGUUUCUGUUUUCCAAGCAUGAGAUAAUCUUUGAAUGGUGCAGAGUGAUUAUAAACUCUAAGCCAAUAGCAACCUCACAAUAACUAGGACAUUAAUCUGAACUAUACUUUCUCUUUUAAGGACAAAGUGACAGUGUGUGAUACCACCUGUUUAUUCUAUAUCUAUAAAGUCAGGUCUGUAAAAGGUUAAAAGAGAACGCUGUGUCACAUGGUCCUAUAAAAUACACUGAAGAAAUGAAGAUCUUUGUCUUUUAGUAUAUACAGUGGAUUCCGGUUAAUCAGGGCCAACUCUUAAACACCAAAAAGUAAUUGAGUAAUUGUCAUUUGUGUGGCCAUUAGAAACUACAACAUGCUUAGAGUGAGCAGUUUUUAAAUAGUGUCAGUUGUGUGUAUUUGUGUUCAAAAAGCAGUCAUUUUUGUCGCUGAUAGUUGGUGAGGAAUAAGCAGUAAGACAAUUCAGAACUGUUUUACUUACUGAAGUUUCAAGCAUUCAGGCUUGGAGAUGAGAGAAACAGCCAGGAGUGAAAAUGAAACUAUAUCACUGCUUCAGCAAGUUAGGACCUAUGAAGAAUUUGAAGGUAUUGACAAUCAUCUACAUACAAUGUUAUUGAUGAUUGCAUCCUCCAAAUCUUCAUUUUCAUUGUAACAUUCAAAUACAUAAUUUGUUACUCAGUUAAACAUUAGUUUGUCUUUUUGAUACAUUUUUAACUAUUUCCAUGCAACUUAGUCUGAUUGGGGCAGUCACUUAAUUGGGCAAAAUGUAAUGGUUCCGAUAUAUUGUAUCCCAAUUAACUGGAAUCCAUUGUAAUUUGAAAUGA
Molecule: messenger RNA, 2592 nt
Organism: Mobula hypostoma (lesser devil ray)
Lineage: Eukaryota; Metazoa; Chordata; Chondrichthyes; Myliobatiformes; Myliobatidae
Product: abl interactor 1-like
Exons: 11
Coding region: 78-1538 (486 amino acids)
Biological process (GO): neuron migration
Cellular component (GO): lamellipodium; SCAR complex; actin-based cell projection
Molecular function (GO): signaling adaptor activity; SH3 domain binding
Source: RefSeq, a predicted model, not a curated record